UCUUCCCCAAACAGCAGCGGGGGCGCUUACCUUGCACGACCAGAGAGCAACACGGCCAGUAAUACAAGGUAACGUGAGAUAAGUGGAUAUAUAUGCUGUCUCCCCAAGCGCAACCGUGUGCUUGGUCUCCCUUUCCCAGCCCUCAGCAGCCAGUUUCUCGGCUUCGCUAGACAAUAGGCACGCGGUACCCGGCAUCUAUCCAGGAUCCUCUAUUCUCUACCAUCUCAGUCGCCAGCCCAAGACACAGUCAACAAGCCCAUAGUCUCAGUGGUAGCGAUUAUCAAGGACCAGACCAGACAAUGGAGAAGAUGAUUCGCUCAAUCCUCGCAUGCAUCAUUGCGGGCCGGGAGGAACCUCAAGGGUACACGCAACUCAUCUUCGACGAAAAGCUAGCCCAGUAUGCCGAUUACCAACUCCCGGCUUCCCCGGAGCUCAUCUGCCACGAAAAGAUGGCCCCGUAUACGGACGAACCUGAAGAAUCGUACACGCAGCCGGAGCCAAUGACCUACGAUGUCGCUUCAGUGCCGUCCUUAGCAACGGAAGACGCACGCACGGUCGAAGAAGUCGCCAGGGAGAUCACCCGACUGCUGUGGCAGGCCGAGUGGAACGACAGUGCACUACAGACUCACAUCUCGAACGAGCUCCGCGGGCGUUGCUGGACCCGCAAGAUGGCCGAGGAGUGUCUUGACAACGUCAUCGAGUACGUCGAGCAAGGCAGGGCCCACAUGGGCGAUGCCAUGUGCGAGACUCUCGACAGGGUCGUGGACAUUGCCGACGAGGAAUUUGCUUUCCCCCGCGGGCAUCCGCCGUCUCUCGACGGGUUCAUUUCUAUCGUCUCUGCCGGAGUGCUUGCGGAUAUGCUGGGGGCGUGGGUGCUGGAGCUGCUGGGGUUUGGGGAGGUCCGGGGAAAGACGGCGCCAAGUGCCGACGCGGGUUGGGUCUCGAUGCUCACGUCAGACAAGAUCACGUUGUCAGAGACACCAAAGAACAACAGUUACGCGGCUUACUGGAUGACGGAGUACGCAGCGUAUAUCCCGCCAGAUUCGGUCGUCAAGUACUGGAGCAGAUUGGAUAUGGUUAAGUCGGAGGACUGAGGGUACCGCCUACCAAGUCAUGCUCCCAGGCACAGGCAAUUCCCGCCCAAGUUCCACUCCAAGCGGGUUACUUUACCGGUUGAUGAGACCGGGUCAAGGUACCUUGCCUUAAUGGUAUGUACGGUGAACCUUGGUUCUUACGGCAUCGGCGACGCCUCAACAAUUCAAGUUCAAAGCGGCGACUAUGGCGAGAACUGUGGCUAUAGGUGGCU
This is a messenger RNA of Canariomyces notabilis, 1306 nucleotides long. RefSeq lists its product as uncharacterized. The record is from RefSeq and is a predicted model, not a curated record. Lineage: Eukaryota; Fungi; Ascomycota; Sordariomycetes; Sordariales; Chaetomiaceae. The transcript has a single exon. The coding region runs from base 300 to 1094 and encodes 264 amino acids.